This is a messenger RNA of Eleginops maclovinus (Patagonian blennie), 2596 nucleotides long. RefSeq lists its product as uncharacterized. The record is from RefSeq and is a predicted model, not a curated record. The coding region runs from base 54 to 683 and encodes 209 amino acids. The transcript has 3 exons. NCBI's taxonomy places the organism in Eukaryota, Metazoa, Chordata, Actinopteri, Perciformes, Eleginopidae. Gene Ontology annotation, molecular function: nitrite reductase [NAD(P)H] activity; 2 iron, 2 sulfur cluster binding.
AUGUGCUGCUUGAUGAUUCAUUAACGUUCAUGUCGCUGAAAUGAAUAUCAGCCAUGCUCCAGCGCUCAGCUUGCCUCGGUGUGACGGUGAGACGGCUCUCUGCAGACUGCAGCCCGGAUGGAAGCAGCUCAGUCCGCAUAGUUGACCGUCGUACCGCUCUGCCUGGAGGUUAUACCAUUUUUCCACCCAGCGAACAGCCAGAUGCAUUUGAAACGGCAGAAAAAAGCACCUAUUUAGUAGUGCAAUUUAGAAACGACUGUUUAUUUCGCCGUGCUUUCAUGGCGUCUGGCUCCGGAGAUGAAGAGGGAAACACGGAAGGCGGUUCAUGGAGACUCAUAGGCCCGGUCGAGGGGCUGUCCAAGAAGCGCUGCCGCUUGAUGUACUGCUCCCUCGGCUUCGACUCUGAUGUCUGCCUCUUCUACGUGAAGGGGGAGUUUUUCGCUAUGGAUGCUCGCUGUUCUCAUUCCGGCGGUCCUCUGUGUGAGGGGGACAUCGAGGAGGCUAACGGAGUCCUGCAGGUCUUCUGCCCCUGGCACGACUAUGACUUCAACCUCAGGACUGGGAAGUCAGGGACCUCCUUACAGCAACAAGUGUAUGAAGUCAAGCUGGAGGAUGGCAACGUGUACGUGAAACACGCCAGUCGUCUCUCCUUAGAGCCUUUUCCUGCGGAUCAGAAGAGUUGAAAAACCUCAUCCCUUUGUGAGGCCCGUCUAUUUUUGAAACUUGUUCCACAAACCCAAGCCAUCUGAAACAUUCCUGAGCCUUAUCUAUCAUGUUCACAGACGGUUUGUGCUUUAAUUGCUAUGAACUCAGGACAAUAUCAAGAGGAUUGUCUGAAGAGGACAUGACAUCAUGAAACUGAGAUUUACUUGCUGCUGUUCCAGGUAGAGAUUCAUCACAGAUACUGAACAUGGAGCGCUCUAAGGUCACUACAGACUUUUAUAAUACAGCAGACUGUAGCAUAUACAGUAUAACAGAAAAGUUUUCAUAUGUAACAUUACAUUUUUAUUACAUAAAAACUAUUUUGCCUAUUGACCAGAUUUUGUAGGAUUCCUAAAGAUAAUCAUUUUAUUAUUUCUGAUGUAAAUAAUAGAGUGAUAUAUGUUUUAUAGCAUAUGUCAUUGCAUUUCUGCUAAAACAUUAAAAAAAUGUUCACCUUAGUCUUGGCAACUAGUCUUAUAGGCACUAGCAAGCAAUUACGUCCCUGUUUUGCUCCCACAUUUCUUUUCUGAUUUAAAUACAAUAUGACCAUUGACACGUAUCUAACAAUAAUUGCAAUGCAGGGAUGCAUUCACAUGCGGACAGAAAUAAUGAGUCUUGUUUUACAGUAAGGCUAGAGGUAAUAUGAUUUAUACAAAAAAAUGCAAAAUGCAGUGAUAAUCUAGUGAUUUGUAAAUGCAGUUCAAGUGGACAAAAUGAAUAGUAUAGAUGACAAGAAAUAAACACUAAUGUCUUGAUUUAUAUGAAAAAAAACUCGUAGAUUGUUAUUUUUAGUUGUGGUAUGUCAUUUUGAGGUCCUCAGUGUAUUUCAAAAAGUAAUACAAGACUUUCCACUAAUUACAGUGGAGUAAUUUUUAGAAUCAUGUAAUGGAGGAAGCGUUAUGACGUUAAUAUCCAACUAAAAAGGUCUUAUUGUUAUUACUACCAUUAAUCCUCUUCAAUGUCUUCAACAAGCAGUACCAGAGGCUUCAAACUCUUUAACUUGCAGGCGAUCACUCAUACUUGUUGAGUUGUGGCCUUUGCAUAAAUGUAGACAUUUAUUCCAGUGAUGUCACCAAACAGAAACAAGGAUUUGAUUUUGGAAAGCUUUAACCCGAAUACAGUUCCAGCAAGUAAAACACACAUGAAGGGCACUGCAAUUACGUUUGGUGGCAGUCCCCGAGUUCAGUCAUCUCAAACAGCAAUUCUCUCCACUCCUGGCCUGUGCACAGACAGGUUUGUCUGUUAUUGACGCAAUUGGACUCAAAAGACACAGUUAAGGCGCCGGAGGAAGGUUCAUGACCUUGAAUGCACCAUUGACUCAAAAACAAAUGUUUUUUCUAGCUUUAUGUGCGUGUGCACUGAUGCAUUUUUACCCAGCGGUGAGGGCAGUCACUCACUGUGUUUUCUAUCAGCUCCAUUUUCUGGCAGAGGCGCACGGCCCAUCCUCGAGGUGUCAGAGGCAACAUUCUCACUUUCCUCCCUGCUGUGAUCCUCGCUGUGCAACUUUAUUACAGUAAUAAUUCCACUGGCUAAAAAUGUCAGUAUUUUGCAGCAGUGUUUUUUCUGUGUGCAUUACAACUCAUCACCUGGAGUGUAAUAGACACACACAAUGGACAUGCAGCUAUUUUGAGUCAGUGGAAAAGUCAAAGUAAACAUUGUGUGACUGCACAGUUCUUACAUUUGUACAUCUUGAUAUUCUUUCUUAGAAAACCAGCAUUGCCAUCUGUUGCCAUAUGUUAUCUUUAAGUUAUUAUAAUGCUCAGCCAAUUUUAAUGCAUUUUGUUUAUUAUGACAAUUAUGUUUGUGGUUUAUAUGUUAAACAUGUCUGCAGACCUCAUAUACUGUUACCUAUGCACUGUAGGCUUCUGUAAUAAACUAUAUUUAUUGUUGCUUA